Molecule: messenger RNA, 1967 nt
Organism: Monopterus albus (swamp eel)
Lineage: Eukaryota; Metazoa; Chordata; Actinopteri; Synbranchiformes; Synbranchidae
Gene: mgat3b
Product: beta-1,4-mannosyl-glycoprotein 4-beta-N-acetylglucosaminyltransferase b
Exons: 5
Coding region: 101-1930 (609 amino acids)
Biological process (GO): N-acetylglucosamine metabolic process
Cellular component (GO): membrane
Molecular function (GO): beta-1,4-mannosylglycoprotein 4-beta-N-acetylglucosaminyltransferase activity
Source: RefSeq, a predicted model, not a curated record
UCACCUGAUUCUUCUCUUCUUUGAUGACAGAUUGUGUAAUUGUAAUUUGGGUGCAAGAGUCCAAAUAGGAAGUGGUUCAACUACAGCUGAUCGGUCGACAAUGGCUGCAAUACUUCAUAUAGGACUGCACGGGAAAAGGAUGUGUAGAAGAAAAUGCAUGUGGAUGAAAAUGAGGCGGCACAGGGUGUUCUUAUUGUGCACGGUAGGCCUGUGCGUCAUCUCCUUCCUCCACUACUACAAGGCCAUCCUCUACGUCUCCGUGCUGCGCGAGCUCUCCGCUCCGUACCCCAACAUCAAGUCCUUCAUCAUGGUCACCGGCUUCUUCUGGAGGGAGAAAGGUGUGGCCACCACCCCUCUGAGCCCCGCCUUCCAAGAAGAGGCCCAGCCCCCACAAAUUAUUCGCCAGUUGCCAGAUGUUAAUGGAGGUGGUGAAGGAGAGAUGGGGAAUGAAAUCAUGAUUGGCGAGGCUGGGAAUGUUGGCAACGUAGGACUGAGAGAGGAGCUGGCACCCCCUCAGUCCUGGGAGGAACCAGAGGAGAAUCAGAUGGGAGACACUCAGGAGAGAGCUGAAGACCAGUUGAAGCGGAACGCCAGCCACAAAGUUCAACCUGCCGGGCCUCACCUCCCUGAGGGCCCGGUUACCAGAAAAAAGCCCAAGGUGGUGAUCCCCAUUCAUCACUUGCCUGAUCCCGAAGAAUCCAUGGGAGACCUCCAUACCCGCACUCAUAAGCUUGAGGAGGACAAAACGUCUUACUUCUUUAAAACUGAAAAUGGCUGGUGCUUUAAGCAGGGGACAAAGGAGUACCUUCAGAAAGGGGCCAAUGAAGCUGCAGAAGGUCCUCAAGCUGGGGCUGCUGUGCAACGGAAGCCUCUGGAAUUAAAGCAGGACAAAGGGGAUCAACUGUUUAAGUGUAUGUGUCGGCCAGGAUGGCACGGCCCACACUGCGGGGUUCCCACCAUGGUGUACCACUCCAAUCUGCCCAAUAAGGAUAAGCUGAGACCCAGAAAGCGCCCACGAAGGGUGAUAAAUGCAAUCAACGUUAACCAUGAGUUUGACCUGCUACACGUACGCUUUAACGAACUCGCUCCAGCCGUUGAUCUGUUCCUUGUAUGUGAAUCCAACUUCACUGCCUAUGGAGACAAACGGCCUCUGAGUUUCCUGCGGCUUCUUCUCAAUGGUACGUACAACUACGUACGUCACAAGAUCCUGUACGUGUUCCUCAACCACUUCCCAGAGGGUGGCCGACAGGACGGCUGGAUCGCUGAUGAUUACCUGCGUACCUUCUUGACACGCAAUGGCAUGUCCAGAGUGGUGGGCGUCAGGCCGGACGACGUCUUCAUCAUCAACGAUGCCGAUGAAAUCCCAGCACAUGAGGGCAUCCUGUUCCUCAAACUGUUCGAUGGCUGGACAGAACCUUUCGCCAUCCACAUGCGAAAGUCACUGUAUGGAUUCUUCUGGAAGCAGUUUGGUUCUCUAGAGGUGGUUUCCGGCAGCACAGUGGGGAUGCUCUACAAUGUCUAUGAUGGUGAUGGCAUCAAACUGCGCCGUCGAGAAUACUACACCAUGCCGGGCUUUCGCAAGUACAAAAAUAUGACAGACAAUGGUGUGAUGCAGUGGUCGUUGGGCAGCCCCUUCCAUUUUGCCGGGUGGCACUGCUCCUGGUGCUUCACACCAGACGGGAUCCACCUCAAACUGGUGUCAGCGCAGAAUGGAGACUUUCCACGAUGGGGUGACUAUGAAGAAAAGCGAAGCCUCAAGUACAUCCGCAAGCUAAUCCAGACAGGGGGGUGGUUUGAUGGUUCCCUGCAGGAAUAUCCCCCCGUGGACCCCAAGGAGCACAUGUAUGCCCCCAAACACAUGCUAGAGAAUUAUGACAGGUACCGCUACCUCUUGGAGAACCCUUACAGUUUACCAAAGUCUGGGAAAUAGUUAGUGAAACUAGUAGGGCCUGUGUGAGUUUGGGGGG